UCAGAUAAAACUGGGACGAAAAACUCGGUUCGCCGGACUUUGGCAUCCGGAUUGCAGCCAGAGCCGGACACUGACCCGUCGAAAACUGCCACGGAUGUGCCGACGAUCUUCGUCAUCACGCCUACUUAUGCCAGACAUGUCCAGAAGGCUGAACUAACAAGAAUGGACAUUCGAACCCCUAGAGAUGACAGUAUUGAUUCAAAGACCAAAACCCCGCUCGUAACGAGAUUCUUGAAGAAUUGUGGGGUGUCAUACACGCACUUGAAUGCUCCAACUCCACCAGACAGAAGACCAGAAAAAUACAAGAGCCGACACAAGGUGUCUCGCGGGGUGAACCAGCGGAAUACUGGUUUGAGAUGGUUGCGACAACAUGCCAAUGAAACCAAACGAGGCGUCGUCUUUUUCGGUGAUGACGACAACACUUAUGAUCUCCAAUUGUUCGAGGAGAUGAGACACACCAAAACCGUGUCAGCCUGGCCAGUGGCAUUCGUUGGCGGAGUGCUGGUGGAACGCCCAUUGCUUGGGGAGGAUGGUAAAGUUGCAAAGUGGAGCAGUGUCCACAAACCAGAGCGACCAUAUCCAAUGGAUAUGGCAGCGUUUGCCAUAAAUUUGCAGCUCAUCCUGGAUCACCCAGACGCAGAAUUCUCAUACACUGUGCCUCCAGGCUACCAAGAAUCGACCAUUUUGCAAAAAGUGCAAGUGCCUUUACACGACCUUGAAAUUAAAGCAGAUCAGGGCACUAAGGUUCUCGUGUGGCACACGAGAUCAGCGCCGCUGGAAUUGGCAUCAGAGAAAAAGUUGAAAGUGCAUUCGAAUGUCAACAUCGAAGUAUGACGAAAAUUUCAAAUCUUCCUGCUGCCUCAGGGGAUAUCGCCCUUGCAAUUUCAUCAAAACUUGCCUUGUGAAGGAGGGAAACAAUCCAGCGACUUGUUAAUUCGUCCGUCAAAUUGUGAAUUGCGACGGAUAUAUGGUUGAGAAAAAUGGGGGCCGUCGGUUCACCCGUGACAAAUUGUGAAAGUAAAGUUUUUAUAAGACGCCAUAGGAGAGACAUUAUUUAUGAAAAAGUGGGAAUUUAUUUUUCAUUGUGAAGCGGCGGCCAAGCGUUUAUUUUCUUCUACUGCCCA
This is a messenger RNA of Notodromas monacha, 1124 nucleotides long. Lineage: Eukaryota; Metazoa; Arthropoda; Ostracoda; Podocopida; Cyprididae. The record is from the annotation of a GenBank genome assembly.